This is a messenger RNA of Fusarium falciforme, 468 nucleotides long. RefSeq names its product N-acetyltransferase domain-containing protein. The coding region runs from base 1 to 468 and encodes 155 amino acids. The transcript has 2 exons. The record is from RefSeq and is a predicted model, not a curated record. Gene Ontology annotation, molecular function: N-acetyltransferase activity. Lineage: Eukaryota; Fungi; Ascomycota; Sordariomycetes; Hypocreales; Nectriaceae.
AUGGCUUCAAGCGCCCAAUACCAGAUCAAUGAGCCAACUAGUGCCGACUUUGACGAAUGGUCUGCCAUGUUUCGGGCGUAUAUCGACUUUUACCAGGCUACCAUUGAGGAAGAGCAAUACAAACGAACCUUUGAUCGCAUCCUUAACAAGGAGAAUGAUCUCCAAGCCCUGGUCUUAAGGAGGACUCUUGAUGGGAAAGAAUCGAUAGUGGGCAUUGCCCAUUUCUUCCCCGAGCAAACGCCGUGGAGCGAGAAACAAAUCUUGAUGCUUAAUGAUCUGUUUGUUGAUCCAUCCGUUCGUGGCCAGGGCCAAGGACGCAAGCUCAUUGAGGCCGUCGCUGAGAUUGCCAAGAAGAUGGGUUGCUUGCGCCUGCAAUGGCUCACGAAGCAUGAUAAUACCAGAGCCCGCAGCCUAUACGACACGUUGGCCCAGACCUCGUUCGUGCAGUAUCGAAUGAGCUUGGAUUAA